Messenger RNA from Pseudogymnoascus verrucosus, 1175 nucleotides. RefSeq lists its product as uncharacterized. Lineage: Eukaryota; Fungi; Ascomycota; Leotiomycetes; Thelebolales; Thelebolaceae. The record is from RefSeq and is a predicted model, not a curated record. The coding region runs from base 66 to 1064 and encodes 332 amino acids. The transcript has 2 exons.
UAUAUCCCUCCUCAGUAGUGUCGCCGUGCAUCUAGAUAUAAUUUCUCUUCUCAAUCAAAACCAUCAUGACUGAUCCAACUCCUAAAUCCGUACUGGUAACAGGAGCAAAUGGGUAUAUUGGCAAUGCAACUGCACGGGCUUUCGUGAGAGCAGGAUGGACAACCUACGGUCUCGUGCGACAAGAAUCACUGCUGCCCUCCCUCAAAGCAGAGGAAAUCAUCCCCAUCCUCGGCUCGCCCGCCGACCAAACAUUUAUCGCCUCCCUCGACUUGAGCGUCGUCUUCGACGUGAUUGUUUCCACAACGGAGGAAAUAAUGAACUAUGUUCCACACUACAAUGAGGUCGUCUCCUUGCUCGAGGUACUCGCUGAGCGGAAUCAAAGUCAUGGGAAGAAGAAGCCUCUAGUACUGUUCACGAGCGGCUGUAAGGAUUAUGGCAUGAUGGACGAGAUGUCCGAUUCGCCCGGCCUGCAACCCCACACAGAAGAGUCGCCCAUAGCUCCUCCGCCCUUCGCACUCAAUCGCGCCACCCACGCCAUCAAGAUCUUUGAGCAUGCCUGCCUGUUUGAUGCCGUUCUGUUGCGUCCCACAAACGUGUAUGGGCUUGCCUCGUCGUAUUAUGGGGAUUUCUUGCGGCUGGCGAAAGAAGGUAAGGAGAAAGGCGUGCUGGAAUUCAGUGAGAACCCGAAGACUAUCUUGCAUGCCUUGCACGUAGAUGAUUGCGGGGAGGCGUAUGUGGCGCUCGCAGAGUUUCCGCACAGGGAGAAGCUCAACGGACAGUGCUUUAACAUCUCCAGUUAUAGAUUUGAGACGCUAGAGGAGAUUGCACAAGCGUUAGUGCAUGAAUAUAACAUUCAGAAUGGGGUCAAGUGGUUGCCGGUUCCGCAGGGUCGUGCCGAUGUUGAUUUCGCUAGGCGCUUAAUUGGAUUCUCACAGUGGACUGGGAGCGACAGGUUGAGAGAAUUGACUGGGUGGAAGGAUCGCCGGGUUCUGUUUUCAAAGGGGUUGAAACAGUACAGGCUUGCGUACGAGGCUGCAAUUACAAGACCAGAAUCCAGAAGAUGAUGGAAAUUAGCUAUACAUCAAGCUGAGAUUUCUGUGAAAUGGAACGGUUCCAAAGUUGGCUUUUGGAAAAUCUAGACUUCUAUAAUUAGUCCAAUUCUACUAGAAUUAAAA